CAGGGCCCGGCCGCGCUCGCCAGCCCCAGCAGCCGCAGCAUGAGCGCCCCCGCCGCGCCCCCCAUCUUCGCCCCCGGCGAGAACUGCAGCCCCGCGUGGCAGGCGGCGCCCGCGGCCUACGACGCGGCGGACAUGCACCUGCAGAUCCUGGGCAAGCCGGUGAUGGAGCGCUGGGAGGCCCCCUACAUGCACGCGCUGGCCGCCGCCGCCGCCUCCAGAGGGGGCCGGGUGCUGGAGGUGGGCUUCGGCAUGGCCAUCGCGGCCUCCAGGAUCCAGGAGGCCCCCAUCCGUGAGCACUGGAUCAUCGAGUGCAACGACGGCGUCUUCCAGCGGCUGCAGGCCUGGGCGCAGCGACAGCCACACAAGGUGGUUCCCCUGAAGGGCCUGUGGGAGGACGUGGCACCUACCCUGCCAGAUGGCCACUUUGACGGGAUCCUGUACGACACGUACCCACUGUCCGAGGAGACCUGGCACACGCACCAGUUCAACUUCAUCAAGGGCCACGCCUUUCGCCUACUGAAGCCUGGGGGCAUCCUCACCUACUGCAACCUCACCUCCUGGGGGGAGCUGAUGAAGUCCAAGUACUCAGACAUCACCACCAUGUUCGAGGAGACCCAGGUGCCAGCGCUGCUGGAGGCAGGCUUCAGGCGGGAGGAUAUCCGCACGGAGCUGAUGGAGCUGGCCCCGCCGGCCGAGUGCCGCUACUACGCCUUCCCAUGGAUGAUCACGCCCCUGGUCACCAAGCACUGAGCCCGGCCGGGCCUCAGGCCUGUCCCGUGCCCAGCGCAGUGCCUUACCCCUGGGAGUGUGGGCCUGGGUCUCACAGCCGUGGGCGCCAGCCCGGGCCACACCUGCAGGAGGACGGGGGCUCCCGCCCUUCGCUGCAAUGGGAACACCCCUUCCUCCCAGGGUCGUUCAGGAUAAAAUAAAUGCUAAUGCCGGCCUCGCCCUAACAGCAA
Canis lupus familiaris (dog) is the source of this 959-nucleotide messenger RNA. RefSeq names its product guanidinoacetate N-methyltransferase (gene GAMT). The transcript has 6 exons. The record is from RefSeq and is a predicted model, not a curated record. Gene Ontology annotation, cellular component: nucleus; cytoplasm. Gene Ontology annotation, molecular function: guanidinoacetate N-methyltransferase activity. Bases 40 to 750 code for a protein of 236 amino acids. Gene Ontology annotation, biological process: creatine biosynthetic process. NCBI's taxonomy places the organism in Eukaryota, Metazoa, Chordata, Mammalia, Carnivora, Canidae.